Molecule: messenger RNA, 6091 nt
Organism: Xyrichtys novacula (pearly razorfish)
Lineage: Eukaryota; Metazoa; Chordata; Actinopteri; Labriformes; Labridae
Source: the annotation of a GenBank genome assembly
GCUGCCGGAGUGUCUGUGGGCCAGACAGAGCGGGCAGGCCGGGUGUCCGCAGGGCGGGCUGCCGCCGGGCUGUCCUUCCACGCACGCCGAACACUUAUUGCCCUCGUCGUCGGGCGGGCUAGACCUGGUCCCGCACCCGGCUCCCAGGCCUGACCCGGACCAGCAUCUGCCGGUGGCGGCUCUGACCGGGGCGCCAGGCCGUUCGGCGGACCCUGCGGUCGCCAUCUUCCCUGGUGAGUCUUCUCUCUCCGGGCUGCUCUCAAAACAAACCCCGCCCUGCUGCCGCCGGAACGCACAGCAGUCCUCCGGCCUGCGCGGGGAGGGGGAGGGGGGGGGGGGUUGUUGCCGCCUUUUAGAAACUCGGAAUUUCGUUUCUCAUAGUUAAUGCUUAGGUCAGGUAUUUUCUCCUUGAACGGCCAACUCCUUCAGAAUAAUGAUGAUAAUUAUAACAAUAAUAAUAAUAAUAAUGUAUGUAAGUUAUGUUUUACUGACAAAAUGUAAUCGCCUGUUCAUUAACGCGUUAUAUCCAUAGACACAGUCUAUGGUUAUAUCCCAUUAAGUAGGAUCUGUUGACGCCAUAAAAUUCUAAGGCUGCUCAUGAACGCAACACGUUCAGAGAAGAAAUUCAAAUCCUUUUAAAAUUAAACAAAUUAAACAAUGAAUUGAUUAAUUGGUCCACGACGAUAAUAGACUGAAUUCAAAGUGGAAUUAGACUUGAAGUAAUGUUUAUUGUAAUGAUUUGAAAGAAAAUGUCAUUUAGUUUUUGUUUUUCGGUCAGCAGGUGGCAGAAGAGACCUGUAAAAGAACCGCACAAAUAUUUUUAGGACCAUCGAAGAAGAAUUUAAUUUAUUUUUUUAUUUUAAUUUUUAUUUUAUUUUUUAAAUGUAUUUUCAUUAGUAUUUUUAAGAGCCAGAUCCACACUCCAGAUCAGUUGGUGGCGGUAAUGCACCAUAACGUUGUUUGCCAACCGCCAAAAAAAAGGAAUCAAGAAGAAGAAGAAGAAGAAGAAGAAGAGUAACAACAAUGGCGGCGCACUGAGAGUGGAGCAGAUAAGAGAGGAUCCGUAACAGCUGGAGGUGAAGUUUGAGGUAAAAAAAGACACAACAGAAGAUUUGAUCGGAAAGUUGAUAGGGCCAGAUGAGAUAAGGUGUGCAGUCAGUCACUUCUUUUAAGUCAAUCUUAAAAACUCACUUUGACAGACUUGCUUUUAUGCGAUGCCGUCUUUUCUACUUAUCUUUUCUUAUUUAACCUCUUAGGCCUUUUAUUGAUUUUAUUGUUUAUUUCCUGAUAAUUUUUGUCAUUCUAUUUCAUUAUUACUAUAACCUUUCACCCCCCCCCCCCCUUUUUUUUUUUUUUUAUUACAUUUCUUUUUCUUACCUAUUUUAUAUUUUUAUUUUGGUCCUCAUGGGCUCAUUUUAUGUGGUAGGAUUCUUUUAUUGUCUGGGUUCCUUAUGACAAAUGAAAUUUGGAGGCCUUGUUUUAGCUGAGCUUUUGUUUUUUAUUUGUUUUUAUUUUCAUUAUUAUUAUUAUUGUUAUUAUUAUUAUUAUUAUUAUAGUAUCUCAUGAUUAUAACUUAGGCCAACCAUCAGUAAUAUAGCUUGUGCACAGUCACAUGCUCAAGCAGCCUGGCUAGGAUUACAAUAUGACUGUGUGAUUUACCACCACGUUCUGUCUGGUGUGGCACUUUUUAUGACAUAUGUGACAUAGGGCUUAAAUUGGGGCAGACUUUAGAAAGCACCAAUAGGGACCAUAUUCUGAAUACCCAAAAAGAGGACACUACUGCGCCAGGCAGAGUUGUGCACGUGUGUGCAAAAUUUUGAGGUUAGAAUUUGUUUUUAUUGGCCAAUUUUGCAAUUCCAUUAACACAGACAUCACAGACCCUGAUGGGGGACCCCUCAGUCAGUGUAUCACACCCACCUUACAAAUCCUUCACUCCCUGAAGUAAAUCACCAAACAACUCAAGUGGAAUUUAAACUGCAAACCCUCCUGACAGUGAACAUGAUGUUUCCUCUGCUGUAGCUAGAGGUCUUUAAAAGGGGUGAUAUUAUGUUUUUCCACAUUUACAACAAAAACUGCUAUGUUACAAUGUUUGGUUUCCAUACUACAUGUAUUUAUAGUUUAAAAUCACAAGGUAAACGUAUGUUGUCAAAAUCUUAGAAAAUAGAUAUAUACUACUGAAAACGGGAGCCUGCACUAAGACGUGAGACUCAAUGAAUGCCUACAUGGGCAGGCAGCUAAAAUAAGGGGUUUUAGGCUGAGGCUGAACAAAUGAUAUUUUAAUCCACCAGAGGGAGAAACAGGAGGCUGUUUUUGAUCUGAAAAUCAUGUCAAGAUAUUAAACAGGAAUCAGAGAGGAAGUAUAGAGUCUGAAAAAAUGCACAAUACCCUCUUUUUAACUUUCUCUGGAAAUGUCUGGUUACAGUACCAGUCUCCUGAUAUUAUCCUGGUCCUGGAUGCAGGGGGGCAGGCCAGUGGUGGAGGUGGUCCGUCUGGGCCUGGUCUCCUAUCAGGAGGCUCUGCUGCUGCAGCAGGUCUAUGUGAAUCGGCACCGGUCAGGUCCGGCUCACACUCUUCUCCUCUGUCAGCACCUACCAGUCUACACCACUGGAAUCCGACACAAACCUUACCCCGCUACUGUGUUGGACCACCUCCGAGAGCUGGGGGCCGAUGUCUACCGUGCCAACCGGGGAGGACUCAUAACUUUCCAUGGACCAGGUCAGCUGGUCUGCUACCCAGUCCUCAACCUGAGCAGCUUCAAGAAGGUCUGGAGUCACUAAAUGUUUAGUUUCAGAUGUUUUGUCAGUGAGUGGACUAACCUCUGAUCUGCCCCCUUCAGAGCGUUCGCUGGUAUGUCUGUGAGCUGGAAAAGACCAUCAUCUCCGUCUGCAGCAGGUUUGGCAUCAACGCAUCCACGUCUCCUCACACAGGAGUUUGGGUUGGAGACAACAAGAUCUGUGCCAUUGGUAUGACCACCUUAUCCAUCUCUGUCACAAACUCUCAGACAGGAGGACUUCAGGUUCCUUCAAAUUUUUCGAGAUUGUUCAGGUUUCAUUUUGAACACUAACUGAUCAGCUUUAUAUCGAUACAAUUAAACCAGCUGUGAUUGGUCAUCUUUGGCCCCACCUAUGCAGGUACUGAAGGAAUCUUUUUUGACCAUCCACAGUCCAACCCUCUGAGGUUAUUUCGGCAUCAGCUCCAUGCUCCCACUGUUUUGCCUUUCUGGCAUGAGUGAUGCCCACACUGUGCCUAUCAAAUAAGACUCUCACCUCCACCUUACCUAUUAAUAUCUUGACCCCACAUUGAGUGGAAUUUCUUUUUUUUUCACUUGUUUUCCCUCUUGGUUCAUCAUAAAAUUGGUAUCGUUGAAUAUUUCUCAAGGGCAUUCACGCAGAGCCAGCCCAAGCCUCAAUGGGGCCCUAAGCAAAAUUUGAUCAUUCACACACCUUCACAAAUCUCUUUGAUUAACUUUCCAUGACAUGGAAACAUACCUUAUCUUGGCGUUUUUCUCUUUCUUCCUCUUUCUUUUCUCUGCUCCUGAAGGAUAUGUCCUUUAUGGCGUCAUUGUUUUGCCCCACAACUACCUGUGCUUUGGAUGCUCAGUGCAUAUUGCACAGCAGAAGGCACAUAACGGUAGCAGAGCUUUGACAUAUUGGCAGUAAGAAUCAUAGGCCCACAUCAGCAGCAGCACUAAAAUAUUUUUACUUUAUUUUAUUUUAUUUUGACAAUAAUAUAUUUUUGAUCAUACAGAAAGCAUCACUCAUACACGCAAAAAAAAAUAAAUGUUAAAAAAAAAAAUUUGUGACUGCUGUUUGGGGCCCCCUAAUGGCUGCAGGGCCCUAAGCAGACACUUAGUUCACUUAUGCCUUGAGCUCUGCGUUCACCUACCCUUUUAAAGGCACCAUAUAGGCAGGGCAAAGUGUUCCCUCACAUGCGACAACUGUAGAGAUGAUUGUUUUUUUUUAAUGGAAACAGGUGUAGGACGCGCGUGCGCACUCUGUUAUAAAUCUGAAAUUUUUGUGCGCACGUAUUUCCUGUGUUCCCAACAUACACCACCUGUAGUGAUCUUUCCUACGCAGUGUUUUAAAAAUGAGGCCCCUGAUCAGCCUGUUUGUCUUUAUUUGAAAACUGAUUCAGUUUCAUCAUCAUCCUGUCUCCCAAAGGUUCAUCCUCUGAAUCUAUCUUUUCUUUCAGUCAGUGUACAGCAGUUCCUUGCUUCCUUCCAAAGAGUCAUUUGUGUUCAUUUCAGCCUGUUUCCUACUCUGCUGGCAAUUUCUCAGUGGAGCAGUGAAGUAAAAAAGGGCUGGACAGACCCUUUAGACUUAGAAGUAUCUCUCUAAGCCUCUCUCACAGCUACAGUGGGUCACAAGGACCAUCCUGAUUUCCUGCACUGUGACUGAGAAUGUGUGAGGGAGACUUUUUAAAAUGUAUUAGUUUUUCUGUUUGUUCAUUCAUGUAUUCACUUAGAGCCAGGAAAGCCUCGCAAACAUAUAAAACCUCUUACAGAGUGCUCUGGCCAAACUUCGCAGCAGCAUAUUUCAUCAAAGUUACAGACAGACAACACAACAAAAAUUACAAAACACGUCGACAUAUCCUUGGUCACAUAACAGAAAUCAUCAGUCAGAGCAUCUGCAGCCAAUGCAUCUUUCUCCAGCACCUUCAGUCAAAUCUAAAAGUAGUUCAAGAGACCAGUGCCCUCAGACUCAAAUCCUCCUGCAGAGUUCCAGGCUGCCCGAACACAGCUCCAAAACAGAUUUUAUCCAUUUCAAGACAAACUCUGAGGACAGAAAGCAGAAAUAACUCAUUUGACUGUUUUUUUUUUCCAUUUUUCAAAUUAGUAGCUGUGAAUCAUCCACCUGCUGUUAAUAACACAUAUAGAGAAUUAUUAGUAAGGAAGCCUAACUAACUGGAUUAUUUAUAGUUUAAAAUCAACACAUGUAUAACAUUGAUAAAUAAAUCAGCAGCUAAUCAAACUCAGUAAUCAGAUUAUUGUGUGAGUGAUCAUAUCAUCAGAUCAGAUCAUUUCUGUUUGUGUACCAUCAGGAAUCCACUGUGGCCGAUACAUCACGUCUCAUGGUUUGGCUCUGAACUGUAACACAGACAUGUCGUGGUUCAGCCACAUUGUCCCAUGUGGUAUUGAGGGUAAAGGAGUAACAUCACUGAGUGCCGAGCUGCGGAGAGACGUCACUGUGGAGGAAACCGUCCCUCACCUGCUGGACGCUUUUGGAGAGCAGUUAAACUGUCAGCUGACUGACGGGCACAGACCUGAACCUGAUGGAAACAGUAGAGGACCAUCAGCCGAAGACUUCUCUGGUUGUCCUUAAGCAGUCAACUAAAGAACUUUUUCUUACAAUUUUGGUGCCGUGACCCUAAUUGGCUGAUUCUGAGACCAUGUCUGAUUGAGGACUGCCAGAGUUGAUCAGAGAAGACUUUUUUUAUCAGACAAUAUCAGGUGCCUGAAAUCAAGGUAUGCAGGAAACCUUUUCUAUCUGAUAAUUUUGCACAUUGGUUACACUAAAUUUAAAAUUGUCUGAUUAAGUGUCAUCUCCUGAUCUAUAAAAUAUCAUGAGGAAAAUUGUAGUAAAUGCAUUUUUUCUUUUUUAACUGAAUGAUUACAUGUAAAGUAUAAAACACACAAUUUCAUGUGAGGGAAAGUAAAUGUGUGGCCUUAAUUUGUUCUGAACUGGUUAAUGUCUAAUUAGGUUUCAAAAAUUUUUCCUGGGUUAGCCAGAUGCUGGGAGGGAUGCCAGACUUCUGCUGAUCAGAGUUGUGAAUUAUCCCUGGAUAUUUAUGAAGCGCACAGAGUUAUAGACUCCAUGUAGAAGCUUCUUGAUCGGUAAGAAGAAUAGCCUAAUUACGCUCCCACUCCCACAGCACUCGCUCCCUCCCUAUAUGCAGAAGCAUGAAGGCCCUCCAACACCAGAUGCAACUGACUAGUUCAGAUAACCUCUUCAGAAACAUAGUGCAACAUUGUGAGACGUGUCCAGUUCGCAUUUCCAGAUAUAAGUCACAAGUAAGAGAUGUCAGUCAUAGUGUGCAUUGUCUGUUUCCAGCUGCAACAAGACAUUAAAGAAUACUUUCUGGGAUAUCUUGA